This is a messenger RNA of Dracunculus medinensis (Guinea worm), 2061 nucleotides long. NCBI's taxonomy places the organism in Eukaryota, Metazoa, Nematoda, Chromadorea, Rhabditida, Dracunculidae. The record is from the annotation of a GenBank genome assembly.
GUUCGGAAUCACUGCCUUCAGAAUUUUUUGUUGGGAUUCCAAAUGAAAUUAUUCGACUAUAUUUGGAGAAGAAAAACAUUAAGCAACUCUAUGGUUGAUCAUUUCAAUCAUUGGUUUUAUUAUAAUUUUUUUUUUUUCUCAAUAAUUUCUUCCUGUGAAAAAUCAGAUUUCUUAUUAACUUUUUUCAAAUUUUUAGAUUGGCAAAAAGAAUGUCUUUCUGAUCAGAGGCUGUUAAAUGGUUCUAAUAUGGUGAUUUCGUUACCAACUGGCGCUGGAAAAACUCUCAUCGCUGAGGUAAUGAUGUUGCGCGAAGUGGUUUUGCGCCAAAGGAAUUGCUUAUUAAUUGUGCCUUAUGUCGCUAUAGCUCAAGAAAAGGACAUAUCAAAUUUCAAAUUUUAUUGGUGCAAUAUAGGACGCUUGCCACCAGUGAAGAGGCGUGAUCGAUGUUCAAUAUAUGUUGCAACUAUCGAAAAAGCAAACAUUUUAAUAAAUUCAUUAAUAAUAGAAGACCGGAUUUCUGAAUUGGGAGUUAUUGUAAUUGAUGAAUUGCAUAUGAUUGGCGAUGGGGCACGUGGUGCAACGAUCGAACAAAUUCUUUCAAAAUUUUUAUUUAAAGGUAAUUCUCAUUUCAUCAAAUUUCGAUAUUUAUUUAUACAUAUAAUUAUUUAUUAUAUCGAUUCUUUGAAAUUUGAAAAACGAGAUCCGGAUGGCCUCAUUUCAUUACUUCAAGAUAUAAUGCCACAUAAUUCGGUGAUAAUAUUUUGUCCAACAAAAAAAAAUUGUGAAAAUGUUGCUAAAAUGAUCGCUUCAGUCAUACCAAAAACUAUGCGUCAACAGAAAAUAAAAGAAAAGGCGGAUAUUCUAAAUGCGUUGCGUGAAGAACAAGAUGGCCAAAUUUCUUCAAUUUUAGAAAUGUUGAUACUCGCUGGUGUAGCAUUUCAUCAUAGUGGACUUACUGCUGAUGAGAGAAGAAUAAUAGAAGAUGCAUAUCACGAAGGAAUUAUUACCAUCAUAUGUUCAACUUCAACAUUAGCUGCAGGCGUUAAUUUACCUGCUCGACGAGUCAUUAUUAAAAAACCUUUCGUUGGGAUUGAACCGAUUAAAAAAGCACAAUAUCUGCAAAUGAUUGGACGUGCUGGACGACCAGGUUUUGAUAAUCUUGGUGAAUCGGUUACUAUUGUGCAUCCUGGUCAUGAAGCAGAUACAUUUUUCGAAAUGCUUGCAAGUCCUUUAUCGAGUUGUAAAAGUGCUUUAUGCGAUGAAGAAUUACUGUCCUCCUUCAUUUUAGAUCUUAUUUGUUUGAAAGGAUUGGUUCUUUCAUCUCAGUUUCAUAUAAUAUUUAUUCUCAUUCCAUUCGAUAUAUACAUAGAAAUAGAUUGGCAUAUUUUUUACGAUGAGGUUAGGAUUUUAUCUUUUAUUAUUUAUAAGGCUAUUCGUUUAUAUAUCACGUUCAUGAUGUUACGAAUAUGGAAUCAGGAAUCGUUUUCUUGUGUUGCAAGUCGAUUUAGAGUUACGCGUGGCUGGAUUCAAAGCACACUUCAGUCUAUUUGUAUGCAAGCAUCCUCCAUAGCAAGAUUUUGUGAAAAAGUCCCUGAUUUGUGGCCUCUUAAGCUUCUUCUUCCGGAUCUUGUACAGCGUUUGAGACAAUGUAGGCAACAAGAAUUGGUUCCAUUACUGGCUAUAGAAGGUGUUAAGACUGGGCGCGCCCGUCAACUUUAUGAAAAAGGAUACAAAACAGUAGGUGAUGUAGCUAAAGCCGAUCCAAACACAUUAGUUCAUCAAUUAAUGCAUCUAAAUCGAAAGCAAGCUCGAUUAAUUGUUCGCAACGCUCAAGUUUAUUUUUCAAUAUUUAAUUUUAUAUAUAAGUUUAUAUAUAAGUAUAAGUUUAAACCAUUUUUUAUAUAUAAGUUUAGUCAUCUGAUGAAAAAAAUUGCGCAUUUAAAAUCUCGAUUAAUGGAAGUUUUUCUGCUAAUAAACGAACCAUCAAUAAAUAUCGUUAAAUUAAAAAAAUUUCUUGCUUCAAGGUUGAAAUUGAAGCAGAAAAGAAAGUUAGAAAUAUGA